Molecule: messenger RNA, 1497 nt
Organism: Yamadazyma jaroonii
Lineage: Eukaryota; Fungi; Ascomycota; Pichiomycetes; Serinales; Debaryomycetaceae
Source: the annotation of a GenBank genome assembly
AUGGGAAACCAACCAUCAAAGACACCAAUCAAAGAAGUUGAAACAGUAUUCAAUGAAAAGCAAGAAUUCAAUAAUGAUGAAUUCUCUCAAUUUAGCGAUUUGUUAAAGAAUUUAUCAAUUGAUCAAACUAAAAGUGAUGACGACAUCGGUAUUGGAUCUUUACAUUCUUGGGAAUCUGACUUUCAAUCAAGCGCUAAGAACUUGUUGGCACAAAAUGCCAUUGCUAAGAAUGAAAUUUAUUCUGUUAUAGCUGAUUCCACUUUAAAAGCCAGAUCAAAUGAACAAUACCACUUUAACACUCAAUUGAAGAAUAUUGGUGAACCUUCCUUCUUGGAUAACCAAAGAUCUUCAGGUCGUUGUUGGAUGUUUGCCACUUCCAAUAUUUUAAGACAACAUGUCAUCAAAAAUUACAAUUUAAAAUUUGAUGAAUUCCAAAUAUCUCAAGCUUAUCUUUUCUUCUACGAUAAGUUAGAAAGAGCCAACUUUGCUUUGGAUAAUUUGAUUGAAACUGCUGAUUUACCUUUGGAUUCCAGAUUAGUCAAUUAUAUUUUAUCUGAUCCUAUCAGUGAUGGUGGUCAAUGGGAUAUGAUUGUUAACAUUUUGGAAAAAUACGGUGCUGUUCCAAAUUACAUUUUCCCUGAUAAUGCUCAAGCUUCAUCAUCUUCAACUUUGAACUACAUUUUGAAAGAAAAGAUUAGAGAAUUUGCUUUGAUCUUAAGAAAGUUAAAAACUAAGGGAGCUGCAGAUUUCAUCAUUAAGACCACUAAAAGUGCUAUGAUGAAAGAAAUUUAUAACGUCAUUUCUAUCUCCUUAGGUACUCCACCAAAACCAACUGAUUCAUUCACUUGGGAAUUUAAAGACAAAGAUGGUAAUUACAAGUCAUUCAAUACUACUGCCAAUGACUUCUACAAAACACAUAUCAAUUAUCCUGGCACCAAAUUCUUUUCUUUAAUUCAUGAUCCAAGAAAUGCUUCUGGAAAAUUAUACACUGUGGAUAAGUUGAAUAACAUGACUGGUGGUAGAAAAAUUCAAUAUGUUAAUACAUCAUUAGAUUCAAUCAAAGCAACUGCUAUCAAAAUGAUUAAAGCCGAUGAACCAGUUUUCUUCGGUUGUGAUGUUGGUAAAUAUUAUGAUAGACAAUCAGGUAUUUUAGAUACUUCACAAUUCAGUUUCAAGCUCGGAUUUGGUACUGAUUUGAAUAUGACCAAAUCUGAAAGAUUACAAACAGCUUCUUCAGCUAUGACCCAUGCCAUGGUUUUAACUGGAGUUCAUUUAGAUUCUGAAGGUAAACCAGUUAGAUGGAAGAUCGAAAAUUCUUGGGGAUCUGACGUUGGUGACAAAGGAUAUUUCUUAAUGACUGAUGAAUGGUUUGAUGAAUUUGUUUUCCAAAUCGUUACUUCUAAAGCCUAUGCUUCAAAGAGUGAUUAUGCUGUUUUCGCAGGUCAAGAUUAUAGUGUUUUACCAUUUUAUGAUCCAAUGGGUGCUUUAGCCAAAUAG